AUGAACGUCUAUCAGCGUUUCUCUCCAAAGCAGGGCAGUGCCCUCUCGCCGGAUGGAUGCAAUAAAUCACCUGGACGCUCAAAUGGCCUGGCACUGUCGCCACUUGCUGAAUCAACUCCACGUCGGCGGCAUUAUUCAGGCAGCGCCCCUCGGGCUCCUUCUAUUCUCAAUGGAAUUCGCAAUCUUGUGAAUCGACCAAGAAGCGAGAGCCUCAAUACACAAACUAUGAAGAAGCCACUUCGUAAAGUUCAGAUAGCUGGCUGCAAACUGGAUUCAGUGUAUGACUUGCGAGAAGAUAGCAAUGGUGACUCGGAAAAUGGCGAUUUGUAUGAUGAUGAUCUUGCUUUUCGAAGACCUCGAAGCAACAGCUCGGAUUUUCUCAUACUUCGCAAAACUUCACGCCCACUUUCUGUUGAUGUAGUUGGACUUGUUGAUGCUCAACACGAUCCAUACCGCCAAUACAUGAAAGUGGUUGAUUGUUAUGAGCUAGCUCCCGUCAACAGUGAUGUGAUCAUUUUGGACAAGAAACUUAGCGUUGCUAAAGCUUUUGGUGUCUUGUGCAAGCACAAUCUAGGAGCUGGAAUAGUUUGGGAUGGAGAAAAGAAUGCUAUCUCAUCAAUUGUCACUUUGACCGAUUUUCUCAUUCACGUUCAAAAAGCUGAGGUGUCAGCAAUGAUGAAUGAACCAUUGGAAACAAUUUUAUCACCAAACGCUUUAGUGGCACUGAAUUCGGAUACAAAAAUUUUCAAUGCUUGUGAGGAAUUUGCACUGAAUCGAAUUCAUCGUCUAGUGAUACUCGAUCCAAGCUAUGGAGAUGUUCACUACUUGUUGACAAUUAAGCGAGUACUUCAAGCGAUUCAUAAACAGAAUCGAUCACUACAUUUUGCUCAAUGGCUGAAUUAUCAAAUCAAGGACACUGGAAUCGGCCUUUGGAGUGGAGAAGUUUUUAAGGUCUCCGUAGACGAUCCGCUCUCAAAAGCGGUUCAGCUUAUGCUAGGAUAUCGCAUUUCUUCCUUACCAAUAGUGAACAAAGAAGGUAUGGCUAUCGAGGUUCUGCACAAGUUCGAUAUUGCGCAAGCGAUUUGCCAAGUAGAUGAUCCAAAGACCUUCCUUACCACGUGCAGGGUUGGUGAUGCAAUUCCCACACGAGAACCGCCAUUCUUUGCUUUUGAGUAUACUCCUGUUGCUCAAUGUUUGGACGCUUUGCUCUCUCAAAAGGGAAAUCGUUGCCUUUUCAUUGUUAAUCAAAGACAGGAACCAACGGCUUGUGUUUCGCUUUCCGAUAUAAUGUUCCACAUGUUGUACGAUAAAAGACCAUUUCAAGCCACAACCGUUGAUGGUCCAGAUAAAAACAAUGGUUUGGUGCUUCAG
Mesorhabditis belari is the source of this 1371-nucleotide messenger RNA. Lineage: Eukaryota; Metazoa; Nematoda; Chromadorea; Rhabditida; Rhabditidae. The record is from the annotation of a GenBank genome assembly.